This is a messenger RNA of Exophiala spinifera, 777 nucleotides long. RefSeq lists its product as uncharacterized. Bases 1 to 777 code for a protein of 258 amino acids. NCBI's taxonomy places the organism in Eukaryota, Fungi, Ascomycota, Eurotiomycetes, Chaetothyriales, Herpotrichiellaceae. The record is from RefSeq and is a predicted model, not a curated record. The transcript has a single exon.
AUGGCCCCCCGAAUUGUCUUGAUCACAGGCGCCAACAGCGGCGUGGGCUACGCGGCCUGUCGAGUCCUCGCAACGACUCCCGAGUACGAGUUCCACGUCGUCAUGACCGGGCGCUCUAUCGAGAAAGUUGAAGCCUCCAGAACAGAGAUCAUCGCCUCGGCGAAAAUCCCAGACCUUGCGUUGCGGCUCUCGGCCCUACAACUCGACGUCACCGACCCAUCGUCAGUCCGCACCGCUGCCGAUACCGUUUCCAAGAAAUGGGGCCACGUUGACGCGCUGAUUAACAACGCUGCUAUAGGCGCUCUAUCCCUUGACGACGACAUAUAUACCCGUUUCACGACGUGCUUGCAAACGAAUGUCACCGGACCGGCCGUCGUCGAAGACACGUUCCGUCCCCUGCUUCUCCAGGCACGGACAAAGCCGUACAGUGUAUUUGUAUCUUCCGGCGCGGGUUCUUUUGCGCGCACGGCCGACGUGACCCGUCAGCGUGGGCCCGAGCCCCCCAGUGAUACAAGCCCCUAUCACGUUUCCAAGGCAGCCCUCAACAUGCUCGCGCUGAAGGAGCACAUGAAGUACCGUGACGAGAUCAAGGUGUUUGCCAUGACGCCCGGUUUCGUCAUCAGCAACCUGCGCGGGACAAGCGAGGAGGAGCGCACGGGAUGGGGAUUGGCCGGCGACCCGCUUGUCGCGGGAGCGACGCUGUUAAGCAUGCUAAGGGGCGAAAGAGACGAGGACGUAGGGAGACUUGUGAGCGGUGAUGGAGUCUAUCCUUGGUAA